Molecule: messenger RNA, 1421 nt
Organism: Rubroshorea leprosula
Lineage: Eukaryota; Viridiplantae; Streptophyta; Magnoliopsida; Malvales; Dipterocarpaceae
Source: the annotation of a GenBank genome assembly
CGAACUACAUUAAAUUGUUGUCUCAAUUUUUUUAUCGCUUCCAUUUGUGUGGGAUUGUGGUGCUCAAAAUUCUCAACAAAUGGUAUCAGAGCUAUUGGUAGAGCUCCAGGUGUUGUGGUGAAAUGCAAACUGAAGCCAUGAAGUAUUCAAUUGAGUUGUUUGAUGGUAAGAAUGACUUUGCUCUAUGGCAAAGCACUGUGAAGGAUAUCCUUAUUUGUCAAGGACUUAAUGCAGCUUUAGAAGAAACCAAACCGGCUGACAUGAAGGAGAGUGAUUGCAGCACCAUCCAAAAGAAGGCAGCAAGUCAAAUUUGGCUGGCACUUGCACCGGAGGUGAAAUACAACAUACUUUCAAAGACUACUUCAAUAGGCAUGUGGAGGAAGCUUGAAGAGAUAUAUGUUUCAAAAUCUUUAACCAAUCAAUUGGAUAUUUUAGAAGAAGAGGAGAAAGCUUUGCUUUUACUUGCGUCCUUGCCGAAGUCCUACAAGUCCCUAGUGCAGAGCAUGCUAGUGGGUAAGACUACUUUGAUGAUGAAAGAUGUCACAACCAUGUUGUUGAAGAAUGAUAAGUUUCUUGGGGAGGAUGAUGGUGCCAAUCAAACUAAUGCUUUGGUGAUGGAGCACUCUCGGGGAAGAUCCAAUGGAUGUGGAGGUGGAUAUAAAUGCCCAAAGUUUAAGGAGGACUUUUCUAAUAUGAAAAUAUUGAUGAAAAGUCAAAAAACCAAGGGCAAGGGGGAGGCUAAUAUUGUUGAAGAAAAUGUGAUUGAAGUAUUAGCUUGUGAAGAGUGUGAUCUUGAGGUAGAGCAAGAUAAUCAAUGGUGGAUUUUGGACUUUGUUGCAACCAUGCAUGUGUGCAAUAAUCCUUCUGAAUUUGUGAGUUUGGUUCGGGGGGAGCUUGGCAAAAUAACGGUGGCUACCAAUGAGAAGGUGAAUAUUGAAGGCAUAGGAGAUGUUCGUCUCAAUGUUCACAUUGGGAGAGCGAAGAUUCUCAAGAAUGUGAGAUACGUGCCCGAGUGUUCAAACAAUAUCAUUGCUUUGAGUGAGUUGACAACACGAGGGUACAAGUCUGUCAGAAAGCAAGAAUGGUGCAAGGUCUACAAAGGUGGAAGAUUAGUCUUGCGUGGAAGGAAGAACAAGCACAACAUCUAUGUGCUUAAGCAACAUCCCGAGAGAGGGCUUAACAAGACCAUGAGGAAGAUGGUGUGGAAGCCCAAAGGGAUCUUGGUAGAUGACAAGGAAAUUAAUAAGACCAAGAAGAGGACGAGCUUCAACAAUGAAGUGGUGUUUGAUGAUGGUUCGAGGAGGUGUGAUUUUCCCUCGGAUCAUAUUUUGGUCCAAAAUUAAUUUUAGCAAUACACCUAGUGUAGGUUGGUCCUAUCCUGUACUAGGAGAGGAACUCAAAAAUAAGAUGCCAUGUUGAAG